AUGACACUCGCCCCCGAAUACCUGAGAAUGAAGCCUCUUCCAGACGCCCCUGCGGACGAAGCCCCGCCGCCAUAUGAAGCAAAGCCCCGCAGCAGUCCUGUCCCCAGCACCCAAGCACCACCCCGAGCGACCCCGGGACCGGCAAUGCCGCCGCCGCCGCCGCAGGUCGCUCGCCAGUUCCCGCCCGCAUUCAAUCUCUACUCGCAGAGCUUCAGCCGUACGAUGGUUCUCGGUGAACACCAAAGCCAGCCAUUCUACGCCAUGUCAAUACACAGUGGCCUCAGCAGUUCGCCGCCAAUCAUACUGCACUCCGGGCCGGCAAACACCUCCCCGCCGCUGGCGUCGGUGGAACACCACAGUUUCAGCGGCAGGAUGAGCAUAACGCUCCCCCCUGCGCCCAAAGGCAGUCCCGGAGGAGCACCCAUUAUCGACCUGGAAUGCAGGACGAACUUUCCCUUGUCAAGCUAUAUUUUCGCGAUGGGAGUUGGCCCGAACUGCCAAAGACUCGAGCAAUUCGAGUGGAGACCUAGCUCUGGCGAAGCAAUCGCCAUGCUGGACGGCAGAAGCAGAGGCUGGAAGCUGGUUAGGUUGGCUCAAGCAGCCGCGCCGUCGGCCUUUAAGGGAGGCGACGGGAAGGAAGUGGUCGCCGUCUGGACGGAUGCUGGGAUGAGCAUGUCCAAGGUGGCCAAAUUCGCUUUCACGGGCAGUGGUCUGACGGGCGAGCUGGGUGAACGAUGGGCGAUCAUGGCUGUUAUAUCCGGCUUGGCCAUCUGCGAGCGACAGAGACAGCGGAGGCGCAACAACCACUGA
This is a messenger RNA of Colletotrichum spaethianum, 810 nucleotides long. RefSeq lists its product as uncharacterized. NCBI's taxonomy places the organism in Eukaryota, Fungi, Ascomycota, Sordariomycetes, Glomerellales, Glomerellaceae. The record is from RefSeq and is a predicted model, not a curated record. The transcript has a single exon. Bases 1 to 810 code for a protein of 269 amino acids.